CCAAGCUUGACGUACCGACUAGAAAGCAGUCGCAUGGCUCUAUGGUGUCCAAUCGAUCUCUGACAUCUCUUGCUUCCAUUGUGGAAGAGGAUCACAGACGCAUCGAGGAAGAGGAGUAUGACGAGGAGGCCGUGGAGGAUCUUCGACCUUCGCCUGUGGUUCGCCUGCCCAGCCCUGCCGUCAAGGUGACUCCUGAUCUCCUGCGCUCUCCUGCUAGCGAUGACGACGAGGGCGUGGUCCUGAAGAGUUCUCGCUCCGAUCUCGACGUCAAGAGCGACACGGACACACCAGCUGCAGCGUUGGAACUUCCAGAACAUGGGACUAGCAAGAGCCAACCAAGUCCGCCUGUCCAACAGGACCAAACCAGCGCCCGCGCGCCCCCACCAGACGAGAUGGACGAGCUGGACGACGACGGAGCCGAUGGCAGCAUUGGACAGCGUGCCGCCCCGCAGGGAGAGGACUCGGCGGAUGGCCAGCUGCGAAGGCGCAAUCUCAGCAACGACCGUGCUGUCGCAUCCAGCUCCGCUCAGGGCGCCAAGAAUGCCGACAGCAGCAACUGGCUCCAAGCCUUCUUCCGUGUGCUCUUUGUCGACUGGAUCGGGGGGUUUGUCCGCCAAAUCUUCCACGGCAACCGCAAGUAG
This is a messenger RNA of Verticillium alfalfae VaMs.102, 641 nucleotides long. RefSeq lists its product as hypothetical. The record is from RefSeq and is a predicted model, not a curated record. The transcript has a single exon. Lineage: Eukaryota; Fungi; Ascomycota; Sordariomycetes; Glomerellales; Plectosphaerellaceae. The coding region runs from base 42 to 641 and encodes 199 amino acids.